AUGGCAAGCCCACCUGAGCCCAUCCUUAUGCCUCCUGGACCCCACUGCCUGCGUCCCUUCACUCCUGAGUCCCUGCAGGCCAUAGAGAAACGGGCAAUAGAGGAGGAGGCAAGACUCCUUCGGAACAAGAAGCUUGAGAUUGAGGAGCCUGAGAGGAAGCCACGAAGUGACCUGGAAGCUGGGAAGAAUCUGCCCCUCAUCUAUGGCGAUCCCCCACCUGAGGUCAUUGGCAUCCCCCUGGAGGAUCUGGAUCCCUACUACAGCGACAAGAAGACCUUCAUCGUGUUGAACAAGGGGAAGGCCAUUUUCCGAUUCUCUGCCACUCCAGCCUUGUAUAUGCUGAGCCCCUUCAGUAUGAUAAGGCGUGGGGCCAUCAAGGUGCUCAUCCACUCGCUGUUCAGCUUAUUCAUCAUGAUUACCAUCCUGGCGAACUGUGUGUUCAUGACCAUGAAUAACCCUCCACCUUGGUCCAAAAAUGUUGAGUACACCUUUACAGGAAUCUACACCUUUGAGUCCCUCAUCAAGAUGCUUUCCAGAGGCUUCUGCAUUGAUGAUUUCACAUUCCUCCGGGACCCCUGGAACUGGCUAGACUUUAGUGUCAUCAUGAUGGCAUACCUGACAGAAUUUGUGGACAUGGGCAACAUCUCAGCACUAAGGACCUUCCGUGUACUUCGAGCCUUGAAGACCAUAACAGUCAUCCCAGGACUGAAGACAAUUGUAGGGGCACUGAUCCAGUCGGUGAAGAAGCUGUCAGAUGUGAUGAUCCUCACAGUCUUUUGCCUGAGUGUCUUUGCCUUGAUUGGGCUGCAGCUGUUUAUGGGGAAUCUGAGGCAAAAGUGUGUGAGAUGGCCACCCCCCUUCAGUGGCAUCAAUGACACUUGGUAUGACAACGGGACGGCUGUGUUCGGCAAUGAGACAGGUUUUGGUAACGACACAGGAUACAGCAACUUUACCUUUGACUGGGAUGCCUACAUCAAUGAUGAAGGGAACUUCUAUUUCCUGGAGGGUGCCAACGACGCCUUGCUCUGUGGGAACAGCAGUGAUGCAGGGCACUGUCCUGAAGGCUACGAGUGCUUAAAGGCAGGCAGGAAUCCUAAUUACGGCUAUACCAGCUAUGACACCUUCAGCUGGGCCUUCCUUGCCCUCUUCCGACUUAUGACACAAGACUACUGGGAGAACCUCUUCCAGCUGACCCUCCGGGCAGCUGGCAAAACCUACAUGAUAUUCUUUGUAGUCAUCAUCUUCCUGGGCUCCUUCUACCUCAUCAACCUCAUCCUGGCCGUGGUGGCAAUGGCUUAUGCAGAGCAAAAUGAUGCCACCCUGGCGGAGGAACAGGAGAAGGAGGAAGAGUUCCAACAGAUGCUAGAGAAACUCAAGAAGCACCAAGAAGAACAGGUUCAAGCAGCCCUGGAGAGUGGUGAGGGAGAUGGGGACCUGAUCCAGGGGAAGGAUUGCAAUGGCGGACUGGAUAGAGAAGAGUCCCGAAGGAGACCGUCCCAGAACCCCCAAAGACAGAGCUGCAGCAUGGAAAGUGCCAUCUCAGAAGCCAUGGAAGAGUUGGAGGAGGCGCAUCAGAAGUGUCCGCCAUGGUGGUACAAGUGUGCCCAUAUGCUGUUGGUGUGGAACUGCUGUGCUCCAUGGGUGAAGCUAAAGAAGAUUUUAUACCUGAUAGUCAUGGACCCCUUUGUGGACCUGGGCAUCACCAUCUGCAUCGUGCUCAACACAGUCUUCAUGGCCAUGGAGCAUUACCCCAUGACUCCCCAGUUUGAACAUGUCCUCACUGUGGGCAACCUGGUUUUCACAGGUAUCUUCACCGCUGAGAUGGUGCUGAAGCUGAUCGCACUGGAUCCCUACGAAUACUUCCAGCAGGGAUGGAACAUCUUUGACAGCUUUAUCGUGACGCUGAGCCUGGUGGAGCUGGGGCUGGCCAAUGUCCAAGGGCUUUCUGUACUUCGGUCCUUCCGAUUGAUGAGAGUCUUCAAACUGGCCAAGUCCUGGCCCACACUGAAUAUGCUCAUCAAGAUCAUCGGUAAUUCUGUCGGGGCCUUGGGCAAUCUAACGCUGGUGUUGGCCAUCAUUGUCUUCAUCUUUGCCGUGGUAGGCAUGCAGCUCUUUGGGAAGAACUAUAAGGAGUGUGUGUGUAAGAUUGAUGCCAACUGCAGCUUGCCCCGCUGGCACAUGCAUGACUUCUUCCACUCCUUCCUCAUCGUCUUCCGAAUCCUGUGUGGCGAGUGGAUUGAGACUAUGUGGGACUGUAUGGAAGUGGCUGGUCAACCCAUGUGCCUCACGGUCUUUCUCAUGGUCAUGGUCAUCGGGAACCUUGUGGUUGUGUUGCCUUCUAUCAAACACCUCCUCAUCCUCCCAGUAUCCCUCACCUCCUUAUCCCGAUGA
Gracilinanus agilis (Agile Gracile Mouse Opossum) is the source of this 2391-nucleotide messenger RNA. RefSeq names its product sodium channel protein type 4 subunit alpha-like. Gene Ontology annotation, biological process: membrane depolarization during action potential; neuronal action potential; sodium ion transmembrane transport. Gene Ontology annotation, molecular function: voltage-gated sodium channel activity. The transcript has 15 exons. The record is from RefSeq and is a predicted model, not a curated record. Bases 1 to 2391 code for a protein of 796 amino acids. Gene Ontology annotation, cellular component: axon; plasma membrane; voltage-gated sodium channel complex. NCBI's taxonomy places the organism in Eukaryota, Metazoa, Chordata, Mammalia, Didelphimorphia, Didelphidae.